Messenger RNA from Stylophora pistillata, 7896 nucleotides. RefSeq lists its product as uncharacterized. Lineage: Eukaryota; Metazoa; Cnidaria; Anthozoa; Scleractinia; Pocilloporidae. Gene Ontology annotation, cellular component: plasma membrane. The record is from RefSeq and is a predicted model, not a curated record. Gene Ontology annotation, biological process: homophilic cell-cell adhesion. Gene Ontology annotation, molecular function: protein binding; calcium ion binding.
CAUUCCGCGUAGCUUUGCAUAUCCCGUGGCGACUCGUUCGCAUAGCCGCAAGCCAUAUAUGGCACUGUUUCGAAUUAAACUAUAGGCGCCAAAUUUUUAUUAAAAAAACAACCAGCCUAUAGGAGAGACGAAAACAAAAGUAGCUAUUUACUUUGUUCCGCCUUCAACUUUACGGCAUGCGUGACACACUGUGAGGUUUAAAGUCAAUUCGAUUCAGUAACCGCCAUCGCUAGUCUUAAGUCGUAACUUACGACUAAAUAAGCGCUUGAUUGAGCUGCUACAAACGUUUCUCAUGAAAUGGUGACUUGAGUUUCCACUUCUACUGCAUAGUAUCGACAUUGCUCCACACCGCUGAAGAUUAUCGCUCGUGACAAUUUAAUAACAAGCAACUAGCAAGGAUGUAAUCAAAAAUCGCAAAACACACAUUCGUUGCCCGAAGAAACUGAUGAAAAGCAACUAUCCCGAUCAUCUUGGUUCUAAGUAUCGAAACUCGUCCAUCGUGGUCAUGGCUUUCUCUGUUUGGAUUUCACUUGGCUCGUUGUUUCUUCCUUGCACAGCAUUCUUAGAGGCGGGAGUUUCCAGCUAUCUUGAAAACACUGUGUCUCACGUUCCUGAAGCCGGCUGGAAUCUGGUGAAACCAUGGGCUACUAAGGAACGGAAAGGCUUCUUUGCGGCCGAUGCCGCAGGAGGAAUAAUAUAUCAGGACAGAUUUGUUACACCCGAGCAAGGAAUAUACUUUAUUGCACUGAAUUUACAAUUGACAAAUGUAACUGCUGGCAUCUUAAAAGCGAGUCUGGUGAUAAAUGACGAGUUUGACAAAAAAAAUGGAUUCGAAGGUUUUAUUGGAACGACCACGUCAACAGAAACCUUAAGUAUGUCUGGGUUUUUGCUUCUUUAUGAAAAUGAUGUCAUAGCUUGUUACCUUAGUGGCGCAGCGGGAUUGUUGUUGCCAGAGAGCACUUUUUCAGUCAUGAAGAUGUCACGUCGAGGUUCUGUCCCAGGUUUUCACGGUGUAUUGUCACGUAACCAGGAUAUCCAGCCUCAGGCCACAAGCCGGCUUAAAUAUUGGACAACCACUGGGUCCAAGGGUUUAUUUGUGAUGGGCAGCGGAACUUCCCCGUCUGUUGGACUAUAUUGCUCAAUUGUUGAUGGCAUUCACAAAUUCACGUCAAACAUAAACCUUGAAUCGAAAAACCAAUCGUCGAGCGUAGAUCUAAGAAUUGUUUUAAACUCCAAUACUACUAUGGUGAAAAGGUACUCGUCAGGAACGAAAAGAUAUUCCACUAGUGUGUCCGGAAUGUUUAACUUGAAACGUGGAGAUUGUGUUGAGAUGAGGAUUGAGUGUACCAGUGGUGGAAACGCUAAAGUCCUAAAUGGUACUAGUUUUUCAGGCCUUCUUCUUGGUCAACAAAAGGAGAUCAAUCAGCAAUUCUCCGUCAGUUUACCUUUCCAGAAUCAAUUGGAAACGGGACCCGGAUGGAAUAAGGUUCAAAACUGGAUCGUAAACAACUCAACGAGGAACUUUCCAACACAACAAAUGAUUCUGAAAACAAAUCAUAGUACGUUCAUAUCGGACACUAACGGAGUGUUCAUCGUGGUAGCUGUCAUAAAUAUAAAUGCUUCAACAGAGAGUCAGAAUGAUUUAAGACUGCUUGUCUCAGUUAAUGAGCCUUCGUCUGGUGUAACUGGUAACAGCGGACUAUUGGCGGCAUAUUCAUUCUCUUCAAGUCUCAGAUCGUUACUUGUUUGCGGUCUUGUUUCGCUAAACAAAGGAGAUUCACUAGGUGUUUACAUCUAUGGCGAUUAUCGUGAAAGCGAUUUGGUGGAUGGACUGUUUUGUGUUUCUGCUGUCCCCUACGACUGGCCGGGUGUAGCAGCUUCGCUCUCAGAAACUAUUCCUCUGAAUUCCCCAGAAUGGACGAAACUUACCGAGUGGAAUACUAACGGCGUUCCUGGGUUGUUCGCCUUCGACAAUGCGUUCUCUCCAACCAACGGAGUUUAUCGGCCACAUCAAGAUGGAUCGUACUUUGUGUCCUGCAACGUAAUUUUUGAAGGUGAAGGUCAGGGGAAUUUGUCAGCCAUAAUCGCCAUCGACGACGCUUUAGAUUCCGGAAACGGACUGUACGCAUUAGAUGAAAAUCCUAGAAAACUGGUCACCCUUAAUGUGGCUGGUUCCAUAAAACUUAGAAAAAGUCAAAAUGUCUCAGUGUACGUCAAAACAACCGCAUCGUCAUCCUGGAACAUUUCUAUUCAAACAGGUUUUUCGGUGGUGUUGAUUGGAGCAGAUUCUCUCGUUACCCCUGGAGUCUUUGCAGUUAAACAAGAAAUUUCUACGUGCGGGGAAAUUGGCAAAUGGAAACUAAUCCAACCUGCGUCUGACUCUUUUUUCCCGAACAAUGCUCGGUUUGACCCAGCCUCAGGCAAGUUCAAGGCUGAAAAAGAUGGCCUUUACCUUGUCAGUGCAGUGAUUUUAAUACGACAUUCAGGAUCAUCUCAAAUCAGAAUGGCCAUUGUAGAAGAUGAACAGUCCAUUAAUGUAACAACGUUUCAGUCAAAUUCUGUAAAUUUCAAUAGUGGGGACCAUGUCAGCACGUUGACGCUAUCCAGUCCAGCACGCCUUUCAGCAAAUCAGAAAGUCUCAAUCUUCAUCCACUUACUUGGCCAGAACAGUUUUCUGUGUAAAGUACUACCAAAUAGUAGUUUUUCCGCUGUUUUAGUUUCUCGAUGGGAAAGUAAUUAUGCUGCCGGAUUUUUGACAACCGCAUUCUAUGAUUCAGAAGUGCGAGGGGGAUAUAAUGAAAUCGAAGACUGGAAAUCUGUGUCGUCAGUUUCCAAAAAGUACAAAAUAGAACCUUUCACUCCAAUAUAUAUCAAGAGCAGUGGCCUAUAUUUUGUGCAAAUUGUCUUUAUUGUAAGUGAUCGGAAGGGUUACAAGGAUUUUGAGAGUGGAAUUUGUAUCAAUGGGAUGAUUGCUUAUAAUGGCAUCUCGGCAUCAAAAGUAAGUGCACAGAAGCAUGAAGAAUUUGUCAUUAGUGCAUUUGGAGUGUUAUUCCUGAGAAAAAAACAAAAAAUUAGCCCAUGCAUAAAAUCUAAGAACAGUUUAGAUUUCGCUACCAAAAGAAAUUCUUGGUUUUCAAUUGUUCGAUUUCUUCCGCGUCGUCAAACUCCAGGUUUUCAUCAAAUUCUCGAGGAUGGCCAUAAUAAAAAAGCGAUCCCAGGAUGCUCGGUGACAGGAUUUAUGUCAACAGGUGGAGGCCAACUGGCCUACGUAAAUGGCGACGUAUACAAAUCAAAUCCGACAUCACCGAAUGACGAAAGAAACUUUACUGCACCUGUAAACGGUACUUACUUGAUAUCACUUCUGAUCACCUUAUAUGGAAACAUCACUGAAAAUGUCACUGCGUGUAUUGGAAAUCAAACGUCUGUAGGGUGUCUCGUUGAAAUUUCUGAUAGUUGGAGAAAAACCAGCUACACCUUUGGGUUUGUUGGACUGCUUAACCUCGGCAAGAACGAGAUAAUUUCAAUCUGUCUUCAGACUACAGAUGAGGCAUCGUCUUUGAUAGGAGUCACGAAAUCCGUUGAAUUUCGAGGUGGAGUCAGCACAACUGUUCAACUAAAACAUAACUCCAAAUGGUUAAGUUCCACUGGAUGGCAAGAGUUAUCUCGGUGGAAAACUCGUGGUGGACAGUCCGUGGAUAAACUUUACGUAACGGAAAGUGGGCUUUAUAUUCUCUCCAUUAAUUUGCAGUUAAGAGCAGGCGAAGGACACCUCCUGGGUGUAAAGUUAGAAGCUAGAGGAUUAUCGAACCGCAGUGUUCUAUCUGUUUCAGCAAACUCCGAACGAGAUGCUAUGAUGUCAUAUAGCGCUGCUGUCGUUGCUCGUCUGAAUGAAUCAGAAACGUUAACUGUUUCUGUUUACUCCGAUUCGCAGUCAUUACUUGUACCAAACACCACAAUGUAUGCUGCAUUGGUGACUAAAAAAGACAAUCACUCCUGCUUAACAUUACGAUCAAAAACAAGCCAUUACACAAGUGGAACAUGGUGGAAAGCUAUCGGGGACUGGGAAAACUUUGACGCAAACUGCACGCCUUCCGACUCAGAUUUCAGAAAAGGAAUAUUUGUUGCUGAAUUACCAGGUAUUUACUUCCUGGCAACUACAGUUUUGGUAAAGACGUCACAUUCAUCAAAUCAAACAAGAAUUAUUGAACUUCUGCUUUCCGUCAAUGGGGACGCGAUGAACACCAAUGGAUUAAAAGCUAUCAGAGGUGUGACUGAUGGUUUGUCAGUGGUGCUAAGUUUAUCUGCUACUGCUUAUCUUGAGCAGUGGCAAACCUUGUAUUUGAUGAUUAGAAGCAGUGGCGAGGGUGAUUUUGAAGUAACCAACGGAAGUACAUUUAGCGUGGUACUGUUAGAGGAGACAAGGCAGUACAAGACAAUAGCAAACAACAUUACUCAGUUUGACAAAGGCCCACGAAUAAUACAUCAUCCACCAUCGAAAGCGAGAAGUCUCGGCGGCGAUCUGGGAUUAAAUGUUUCCUGGAGAUGUGAUGCAUUUGCUAAGGGGGAAGUGUCAUAUCAGUGGCUAAAGAAUAACCAGCCUGUCGAAGCCUCCCAAGAUCUUUCAAUUGUUAACGUGCAAGUAUCACACUCAGGUCAAUAUGUAUGUCAGGCGGAGUAUGAUGGCAUCAAGGUGUAUUCAACGCAAGCUGAACUUGAUGUGUUCGACACAACCCCACAGUCUGAGAAUAGAGAGUUCAAUUCUACAGAAAACAAAAAUGCUUCAUUCGAGCUUUCUUUCAGUGCUUUGGACAAGGAACGCAAGGAUGCUUAUGUGUCUCUCGUCAUAGUAAAAGGAAACACGAAUGGCGCGUUUGUACUUUUCCCUGACGUAUCACAAUACAGAUUUAGUCUGAGAAAUCAAAUUCCAUUAGAUCACGAGGCCAUAAACGUGUAUCACCUGACACUUAAGGCUACCAAUCAGGGAACAAAGAAAUCAAAUGAAGUCAAUGUGACAAUUCACAUUUUAGAUGAUAACGAUAAUCCACCGAUAUUCCAUAACAGGACUGAAAAAAUAUCUGUCAAGGAAAACAUAGCAAAUGGAACGUUCAUACAUCAAGUGAAAGCGAUCGAUAAAGACUCUGGGAACAAUGCGAUAAUAAAGUAUAGUCUACUGUCAAGGGAGUAUGAUGACAACUUCUUUAUUGACGCCCUAUCUGGAAAUGUCUCUAUCAAUGGAAACCUAAAUCACGAAAGCAGGAAUGAGUUUACACUACUAAUCCAAGCAACAGAUGGAAAGUUUCGAUCAAACAUGACCUUAUUAAUAACAAUAUUGGAUGUGAACGAAUUCCAACCCGUGUUUUAUCCACAGUAUUCUAAAAUUAACAUUUCAGAAAUGGCUUCAGUGGGUACACUGAUCAUUCGAGUGAAUGCCACAGAUAAGGACUCUGGAAAGGAUGCCAGAAUACAUUAUAAAAUCACUAGCGGUAAUGUUAAUGGCACUUUCAGCAUCAUUGAAACAAAUGGAACAAUUUUACUCCAAAGAUCAUUGGAUUAUGAGAAACGUAGUGGUUACCAACUUCUUGUAGAAGCCUCCGAUGGUAAAUUUAAUUCAACUGCGAAUGUCUCGAUUCAAGUCGAAGACGUCAACGACAAUGCUCCGUAUUUCACGAAAAAACUUUUCACAGCUACCAUCUUAGAUGAUUUUCCCAUAGGAUCUGUGGUAAUGAAUGUGACAGCACUGGACAACGAUAGUGGCUCUAAUGGACACGUCACGUAUUCGUUAGCGGAAAACCCACAUCCGUUUGGUAUCAUUCCUGCAAGUGGAGCUAUUGUUACUUUGAGGAAACUUAAACUGAACGCAUCCCGAGUGGAAUACAGACUUUCAGUCAUCGCAAGUGACAAUGGUAUUCCAAGUAACCAAACGUGCGUGAACGUCCUGAUUAUCGUGGAAGAUGCAAACGACUCCCCUCCGGUGUUCAAGGGUUGCGGAGUCAAUAGCAUAGCGAGGUCAACCAAACCAGGACAGCAUCUCUUUAAAGUCUCGGCUUCCGAUGCUGAUUAUGGAUCCAAUGCUAACAUCACUUACUUUAUUGAUCAUGGAUCAUCCUCAGAAAUGUGUUCUUCAAACUCAAACAUGUUUCAAGUAGAUGGAAAUGGAACAAUUAGCAACAUAAAGGAGCUGGAAGAGAAUAUUCUCUAUAACAUAACCAUAUGUGCCACGGACGGAGUGGAGUUUGAUCGGUGCACAGUAGCUUUAAGUGUCAAUCUGCCUGAGGAAUCCACUGCCGGAGCAGGGAAAGUUGAUUCUUCAAAGACGUUGAAAAUUUUAGUGACCGUUGUAUGCGUCACCUCAGGCUGUUUGAUUUUGGGUCUAUUCUUAAUUUGGUACUUCCGCCGGAGAAGAGAAAGUGGUUAUUCAUUGGCAAAGAAACACGGAAACAAGGCUGAAUCUCGGUUGUAACAAUUUCCGAGAUGUAAUGAAAACAGAGUGCGGCAGAAGGACGGGAUCCGCAGAAUACGGAACCAGUAGUCAGCGUUUUUUCAUGUAAACUAAAAACGGCUAAGGAUUAAUUUAAGGUUAAGCGGUAGCAGUAGGAUGGCAAAUGAAAUUUACGUUUAAGAAUUUUUUUUCAGUUUCCGUUGUGUAGAUUACAGAUAAAAAUAUCCCUCUAAACAAUUACUAUCAGCUGGAAAACCUUAGUACGCCACAAUGCGAUGCAAUCCCGCUUUUAAGGUUUGUGUGCAAGCAGAUGGUCCUUUUAUCUCUGUGAAAAUAUGAACUUCUUGUUAUGUUUUUACGUUUGAGUCUGAAUAGUGACCCAUUGAAAUACUGUAGUUUGUGACGCGGAAUGUCAGAAUAUUCCAUAACGCGGAAUGCUAUGCUGUAUGAAACAAAAUUCUUAAAAAAGGAUUUGCAAUGAAAUAAAAUUAUUUCUAAUCGACAAGAGAAAUUAAAAGAAGCACAGGUAGGUAAUCAUUGUUGGGGCCCGGAAGACUAGGAAACCAUGGGGCUUUCGGCCAAGCUAAUCACUUUAAAUAAUUAUUAUACUGCUAUUGUUAUCAUUAUUACAGUUGUUUAGAUCAUUUUUUGUUACCUUUUAAUCAUUGGUUGAAUGUCAAUUAGACAAUAAAUUCUUGACUCAUCUUUGUCUUGUGGAACAAGGUACACAUAAAUUUGUGGGCUGCGGCAUGUUUCCUGUUUUGCAUGUGAGACAAAUAUUUAGCAACACUACCUUCCACCAUCAUUGCACAACCUGUAGCUCUUUUCAAUGUCGACCGAAGGGUCUCGGUUAUUUUAAAAGCUGUUUAUUAUAUGGCUUACAAACUAACGAAACGAAAAAUUUAUUCAAGCGGAAGUCAUCAGUUUACAUCCGGAGAUGCACGCUUUUGACUAUUCAUUCAUCGCCUCAAACCCACAAUAAAACUUCGCAAUCAGUGAAUAACACCAUUUUAUCACGUAUUCUGUCGAGAAACCUUUAUUUUCGAAAAAAAAGGAUUUCAGCAAAGUGGUCUCAAACCUUAAAGAGAGAAAACUAAAUGUCCAACACUAAGUAAUCAGAAAUACUGCUUCUGACAAAAACCGCUCGAUUGGUUACAUCUGAUGUUCCUGGAGGCUGAUUUACACUUAGUUGUUUCAUAACGAGUGAAUCUAUUACUGCGAACUACUAAGCUAACAGUGAAAAAAAAAAGUAACUUUCGGUAAUUUUUGAGAUUGCUAUAUUUUAUUGAGGCAUUCUGCUGAGAAUGCAUGACGGCCUCUUUACAAAAUUUAGUCAGAUAAUUUUCGUUUAAAUGUUAUCAUGUUAGGGACAGCUUUUCAAUGUGAAUUUUUUACGGUUUCUUAUCGUAUAUAAGACGUGAGUACGAAAAUAAUAUUUGUUUGUUCACCUUGUCAUU